Molecule: messenger RNA, 489 nt
Organism: Schistocerca nitens (vagrant locust)
Lineage: Eukaryota; Metazoa; Arthropoda; Insecta; Orthoptera; Acrididae
Product: leucine-rich melanocyte differentiation-associated protein-like
Exons: 2
Coding region: 1-489 (162 amino acids)
Source: RefSeq, a predicted model, not a curated record
AUGACAUCAUUAAGAAGCCACGUUUAUGUGGGUCGGCGAGAUAAUGCUGUAACCUCCCAACAGAAUUAUGGAAUACUUUUGAAGAUUCUUGAUCUUACUCGUAAUAAAUUCAAGAAUCUGGACUUCUUGUCAGAAUUCCGUAACCUUACCUCUUUGAUCUUGGACCGUAAUAAGCUGGAUUCAGAUACCAUACUUCCACAUCUGCCAAAUCUCUUGCUUCUCUGGCUUAAUUAUAGUAAGGUAGAUGAAUUAUUCCCAUUCAUACGAAACCUACAGAGAAGCUUCCCUAAUCUGAGAUUUCUUAGCAUGCUGGGAAAUCCUGCUGCUCCAAGUUACUUGAAUGGUGGAACAGAGUAUGAACAUCUUCAAUACAGUUUGUUUGUAAUAUCCUGGUUUCGUCACCUGAUUCACAUGUAUGAUCGAUACGUGACGAUUCACGAAAGGAAUGAGGCCAACAGAUUAUUCUGUCGCCCUUUUUGGAACGUUUAG